AUGCCUCUCAAGUCCACCCCUGAGAAGCCUGCAGCUGCGGCUCCUGGACUCGCUACGCCCGAGAUUUCGGCCAGCGACACUAAACUCCUUGGCCUGGCCUUCAUGUGCCUCAAGGACGCCCCCGUUAUUGAUCUCGAGAAAUUUGCCAAGCUCGGCAAUUACAAGAACAUCUCGAGCGCCAGCUCCACCUGGUCCCGCCUCAAGCGCCGAAUCGUGGACACCGGCAAGACCGCCUUCCCCGACGCCAGCCCCGGCCCCAGCACCCCCAGCGGCGCCUCUGCCGGGAACGGCGGCAGUGUCCCAGGCUCGGCCGAGACGCCUACGCGCCGCAAGCGCCCUGCCAACAAGGCCGACGCCGAGGACCACGAUGCCCACGACAAGGGCCCCAAGACGACCCCGGCCAAGAAGCAGAAGCGCAUGUCGGAAAAGGAUUUCCGCAAGCUCCUCAAGGCUGAGAACGACGAGGAUCUUGGCCCCAAGACCGAGUCGGCCAGUCAAGCCGAAGGCAAAGGCGUCAAGCCCGAGAUCUAA
Parascedosporium putredinis is the source of this 531-nucleotide messenger RNA. NCBI's taxonomy places the organism in Eukaryota, Fungi, Ascomycota, Sordariomycetes, Microascales, Microascaceae. The record is from the annotation of a GenBank genome assembly.